Messenger RNA from Schistocerca cancellata (South American locust), 3629 nucleotides. RefSeq names its product toll-like receptor 2. Bases 277 to 2478 code for a protein of 733 amino acids. Gene Ontology annotation, biological process: toll-like receptor signaling pathway; immune response; inflammatory response. The transcript has 7 exons. The record is from RefSeq and is a predicted model, not a curated record. NCBI's taxonomy places the organism in Eukaryota, Metazoa, Arthropoda, Insecta, Orthoptera, Acrididae. Gene Ontology annotation, molecular function: protein binding; transmembrane signaling receptor activity. Gene Ontology annotation, cellular component: membrane.
UUCCGCGACGGGCCCGCCUCCAUUACGCAAGUCGGGUCGCGGAGCUUGGCCGAUGUAGACGUCGGCAGUAGCCCCGGGGAUUGGUGCCUGCAGCAACGCCAGCACGGCAGAGCGGUGCAAACACGAGGAGCUAUCCGAUGAUACCGCAAAGCUGACAGCCAGCGCUUCUGUGGCGAUAAGAAGCGGCGUCGGGGCGAAUGACGACGCAAACCGCCACGAGGCGAUAACGGGUGCUUCCUCCGGCCGUCCGCGCACAGUGCUCCAGUCGCGGCGGCCAUGGCAGCUCGGCCGCCGACGCUGCACCAGCCUGUGGCGUUGUUGCUGGCGAUGAUAUUACUGCUGCCGCCGCUGUCCACAACAGCGAAAGCAGUUGCUGCUCAGCCUGCCGAACUCCGGUGCAUCCCUCCGGGGGCAGCAACGGUGGCUGUCCGCGGAUGCUCCUGGCGACAACACAUGCCCCACGUGGAGUGCUCAAAGUUCCCGCCUGACGCGCCCGCUCCCGGUCGCGCCAAACUGAGCCUGGAUGCUGGAAGCGGCAACUCUAUCGACUCGAGGCCAGCCUUCUGCGUCACACUGACACUCUUCCAGAGAAACAGCUGCGACACCUGCUUCGAGAGCUUGGAAUUCCGGAACUUCACCGUGGGCUGGGCUGUAAUUGGCCCCCGGUGCAAGGAAAGGGACUGCCCGAUUGAAGUGUACAUCCUGGAGAGUGUUGCAGCCCUGAGUCCUCUAAAGUACAACAGUACUUCGACGGAGUUUUGGAAUUUCACAAGCCCAGUGUUCAGAGAAGAUGAAAAUUUUUUUAUCACUUUAGCUUUCAAUGCCAUUACCAUGAGGUAUACACGCUGUUCCAUAUCUUUAACGAACAUCUACAAUUUGGGAAAGACGAGCAUCGAAAAAUUGGUGCUCUACAACAAUGACAAUAUCAACACAGAUCUGAAACUGGGAAUGAUGCCAAAGUUGAAGCAGCUCGCAAUCGCAAAUAGCUCCAUUCUAGACUUUCCAGAGGAUGCGCACGUCCUGAUGCCGGCGCUGGAAAGACUGGACCUGAGAGACAACCGUCUGACAUCGAUACCGGCGGCCAUUGCGAGCAUGCGGAAGCUGGAGGAGCUGAACAUGCGCGGGGCGAGGCUGCGCCGACUGGCCGGGCAGCUGCCGCCGCUGCCGUGCUUGAGGGAGCUCAGCCUGCGCAACACUGGCCUGUGCUGCCUGCACCAGGAGCAGGACGCCUUCCGGGGGGUCCCCAACCUCGUGCUGCUCGACAUCUCGCACAACCAGCUGACCUCACUGGGAGAGGCACUGCGUGGACUCAACCAGCUGCAGUACCUCGACGUCUCUAGAAACCAGCUGACCGAAUAUCCGCAGCUGUGGAUACAGGACUGCACGGAGGGACUUCUCAGUUUUGCGUUCAAUCACCUGCGAACGCUACCAGACUGCAACAGUUUCUGCCAGAGCAGUAAAGUGCUGCUCCUUGACGUCGAAAACAAUCAAAUUUCUUCCUGGGAUGGCAGUCCUGACAUGCUGAGGUGCAUCUCGGGGCUGCACUUGUCGAACAACACGGUGUCGGAGCUGAGCGCGACCAUGCUGCGCACUCUGGACGCGGUGACCGAGGUGCAGCUGGCGCACAACCCGCUGCGGUGCGCGGGCUGCCCGCUGGUGCGGCUGCAGCAGUGGCUGGUGGGCACGGCGGUGCGCGUGCUCGGCGCCCCCGGCGGCGGGUCGGCGGGCCAGGCGCUGCGCUGCGCCGCGCCCCGCAACGUGGCCGGCAUGUCGGUGGCGGCGGUGCCCGCGGACCCCGCCUCGUGCCGGCCGCCGCCGCCGCCGGCGGGCGCGGGGCUCGCGCUCGGCCUCUCCCUGGCCGGCGCCGCCGCGCUCGGCACGGCCGCGGUCGCCGCCGCCUGCUACCGCUAUCGCUUCGAGGUCGCCUACGGAGCCCACCUGCUCAGGAUGCGCAUGCGCGCUAGCCGAAGUCGGCGCCGAGGCAAGGACGUCUCCGGCAACCCCUUCGAGUUCGACGCUUUUAUCUUGUACAGCAGCAACGACCGCCCCUGGGUGGUGGGCACGCUGGUGCCACUGCUGGAAAACGGACCACAACGCUACCGCCUCUGCCUUCACGAGCGGGACUUCCAGUUGGGCACCGUCAUCGUGCAAAAUAUCUCCAGGUCCAUGGAUCACAGCCGGCACACCAUCGUUGUCCUCUCAAAGAGCUUCCUCUCCAGCAGGUGGUGCCUGUGGGAGAUGGAUUUGGCGAACCACCGGACGCUGGACCCGUCGCAGCGCGAGUUCAUCAUCCUGCUGGAGCUGGAACCUCUGGAACGUUCGGCGCUGCCGCGGCACCUGCGCUUCCUCAUGGACACCCGCACUUACGUGGAGUGGCACCAGGCGGGCGACGUCCAGUACGAGGAGCAGGCGUUUCGCAGACUCAAGAGGGCGCUGGGGGCCAGCUGCUUCACCUGCUCUGACGUCAGCCGCUGCUGACAGCACCUCACUGCCAGAGCCAUCUGGACGGCAGCGGUUGUGGUCACAAUCAAACUUGCAGUCAGAUCACAGCCACAGACAGUAUUCAGCACCCAAGUCAAAAAAACAAAUGAUUUUCCACAAACACAUUCCAACCAGAAUCUAUCCCUUCCGUCUCGAUUUAUCUGCCGAUGAAAAAAGCCUUUGCGCCAUGCACCUCCUCUCCCAUCAACGUAACUACUGCAAAUACAUUACCUUUGUAUCCUUUGAUGUCAAGAAAGCCUACGAUCAUGUAUAUUAUUCUGGUCUCACUUUCAAGCUCCAAAUAUUUCCACUUACAGUUUCCUAUAUCUGCCUUACUGCAUUACAUCUGUUAUGACCAACAACUAUUCUUCACCUCAUGCCUUAGGGCUCCAUUCUCUUCCUACUCCUACAACUCGUGCACGCUCCGCAUAUACAGGGUGAACCAGAACUUCGCCGUUACUGUUCGUGGAUACCUCAUGAGUAUUUUGGUAGAAGGAGCCCAAGGUCUCUGACGGCUCGUUAAAGUUAUUGCAUUUCGUUCGGUUUCUUGCCCAAAUAGCUUUGUAUCUGAAAUAGUGCACAACAGUGCAAUGUCGAAGAUGUGCGCUGUGUAUCUUAUUUGUAUUCGGUCACGGUACCUGAUUCUGACAACCGUGAUGCCCUUUCAAACUCGAGCUUGUACUCAGUACUGCUCGGUUCCGUCUAAGAUUUUAUUUUCCAACAGCGUUACCAGUGAUAAACAGCAGUACUGUGGACAGGUUUGCUGAUGAAGCAUUGGCUGAUGUGCACCUCGUGUAUAGGUUCACUGAUGCAAUGGAAGAGCGACACAACGACGCAGUGGUGGCUGUUCCCGCAGCGACGGCAAACCACAUCACAGUACUUUUUCAUCUCUCUGAGGAUUGAUGAAUCACUCUGUGUUGUGUGUUUCAGUUGUGUUUAUUGCAUAUUACAGGCUUCGCUGUGAAGGUAUUUUGGCCUGCCAUCAUGUACCAACUUUCGGACGCCUGUCAUCACUCGUGAGGACAGUGCUGUAUCGGGAUACAAUCCUCCAAUCCACAGCAUUGUCCACCGCUACAGACAACAUCUCUGCGAUGGUUUUUUUGUGGUUAUUGUUUUUUUUUAAUUUCAAUAAAGUUACUUACUUAGUA